Messenger RNA from Kwoniella botswanensis, 1161 nucleotides. RefSeq lists its product as uncharacterized. The record is from RefSeq and is a predicted model, not a curated record. Gene Ontology annotation, cellular component: cytoplasm. Gene Ontology annotation, molecular function: 2-oxoglutarate-dependent dioxygenase activity. The transcript is spliced from 9 exons. NCBI's taxonomy places the organism in Eukaryota, Fungi, Basidiomycota, Tremellomycetes, Tremellales, Cryptococcaceae. The coding region runs from base 1 to 1161 and encodes 386 amino acids.
AUGCCUAUCAAAGUGGCCAACAACUUCGAUUCGAAAGGCAGACCUUUCCAUCUAGCUAAAUCCACUCGAGAGCGACUUGAGAAUGCUGGAUUGGAUAUCUCUAAAGGAUACCCUUACUACCCCGACAAACCCAAAGAUCUCGAUGCGGCUCUGCGAAAGCAAGCAUGGGAAUUCAAAGAGCCUGGAUUGAGGGCAGACAGGGAGAAGAAAGCUCUUUUGAGCGCUGCGAAGGAAGUUAACGACCUUUCGCCUCAUUUGGGUACAGAGAUUGUCGGUCUUCAAUUGUCGGAACUGACAGAUCAACAGAAAGAUGAACUUGGUUUAUUGAUUGCUGAGAGGACUGUCGUCUUCUUCCGUGAUCAAAAUAUCACUCCUCAAGAACAACUUGAAUUAGGGAAAUGGUAUGGAGUACCUGAAGUGCACCCCACAGCUGCCCGAGUGCAUAAGGAUUUACCUGGAGUUACCAUCAUAAGUGAUGAGAUCGCAAAAACGAAUGGUCUCGAACCUGAUUAUAAAAGUCCUUUCGGUACUCAGAAUUGGCACACUGAUUUGACUCACGAGCCUCAACCUCCUGGAGUUACCCAUCUUCAUCUCGAUCAUAUCCCUGGAGUAGGCGGCGAUACUUUGUGGGCAUCAGGAUACGCAGCGUACGAUAAACUCUCACCGGCUUUCCAAAAAUUGAUUGAACCUCUUGAAGGAUUAUAUCGAUCAGUCCACAGUUACACCGAUCCUGUAACGGGCAAACAAUCUCCCAUUAUCAACGCUCAUCCAAUCGUGCGAGUCAACCCCGCAACAGGCUGGAAAGCUUUAUUCGUAAAUUCAAGAUUCACAAUUGGUAUUAAGGGUUUCGAAUACUCUGAAGCUCAAGCUAUCUUGAAGAAAUUGUUCCAAGUUUAUGAGCAAAAUACAGAUAUACAAAUUCGAUUCAAGUGGACACCUCGUACUUCCGCUCUAUGGGAUAACAGGAUUUCGAUCCACUCGGCAGUAUAUGACUAUCUCGAUGAGGUGACCGAUGAACCUCGACAUGGCACGAGGGUAUCUUCGUUAGCUGAAAGACCCAUCUCAGUAGCCGAAGCGCCCAACGCGGUCAGUAGGAGAGAAGCUCUGGGUUUACCAACUGGAAAAGUGCAUGAACAAUAUAGGGAUACUUAUUAUUCGUAG